Messenger RNA from Hibiscus syriacus, 592 nucleotides. RefSeq lists its product as uncharacterized. The transcript has 2 exons. Bases 63 to 545 code for a protein of 160 amino acids. NCBI's taxonomy places the organism in Eukaryota, Viridiplantae, Streptophyta, Magnoliopsida, Malvales, Malvaceae. The record is from RefSeq and is a predicted model, not a curated record.
UUUCCAUAUCCUUUUUCUCUUCAUUUUCUUUUCCAUCUUUCUAUGCAUUCAAAGCAUCAUCCAUGGCAGCCUAUAAUAUAUCCACUAUAUUUUCUCUCUUCAUUCUCCUUUUCCCUCUCUCUUUCUCAUAUUCCAAAUCAACAAUCCAUGAUCUCCUCGUUUCAAGAGGCUUACCAGCAGGCCUACUCCCAAAGGAAGUGAAAUCCUAUACGCUUUCGGAUAAUGGAACCCUGCAGGUUUUCUUGGACGGACCGUGCUUGACCAAGUAUGAGAACAGGGUGUUUUUCGACAGCGUCGUAAAGGCUAACCUCACCUAUGGCAGCCUCAUCGGUGUUGUCGGGUUGACACAGGAAGAGCUCUUCCUUUGGUUGCCCGUGAAAGACAUCAUUGUGGAUGAUCCUGGUUCCGGUCUCAUCUUGUUCGACAUUGGUGUUGCUCAUAAACAACUCUCUUUGUCCCUCUUUGAAGAACCUCCUGCCUGUAAACAUCGAGGGAUGUUGAAAAAUCAAGUGAGAAAAGAGGAAGAGUUGGAGGCUGUGAGAUGAAAAUAAAAAAAAAUUCAACCCAAGUUGUCUCAAACUUUUUCCUUUUU